Fragaria vesca subsp. vesca is the source of this 577-nucleotide messenger RNA. RefSeq lists its product as uncharacterized. Lineage: Eukaryota; Viridiplantae; Streptophyta; Magnoliopsida; Rosales; Rosaceae. The transcript has 5 exons. Bases 36 to 494 code for a protein of 152 amino acids. The record is from RefSeq and is a predicted model, not a curated record.
AGAGCGUGGUCUUUGUUACUAGCUCAGAUUCUGGAAUGGCGAGUCGGCCGUCUCCGUCGUCUCCACCAUCCUCUGCUUCCAACUCCGACCACUCCGCCACUCAACCCACCUCUCUCCCUCCCACGAAUCCACACCCACAGGCCGAGGCUGUAAUCACCAAUGGGGUUCUCAAUAAUGUCGACGAGAAAAAGCCUGCAUCUUUUGAUGAUCUUCAUACCGCAGACCACAUCAAGAAGUUCAAGAAGUAUGAAGCUGACUACACUCGUUGGUUGACUGCAAAAUACUUCUCCAAUAAAACUCUUUAUGGAGGCAACAUAUUUGAUGGAAAUAUGACAAUACAGGAUGAGGUUAUAAAGUCAAGCAGGUGGCCUUGUACCAGAUCAUAUGCAGACCCAGUACAGGGCUUUGAAGACCAGACCGGCAGCUGCUCAACUUCUACAACUACAGCUGAAACCUCGCCUAACUUAUCAAAUGGGAAGCAUCCAGUAAAGUAGAGAAGAUUGUUUCAUGAUUGUGUUCUUACAUUUUUGAGGACAGAUUAAUAGGCCGGAUUUUGUACAUGGACAAAUAUGCUUUG